AUGGAUAUUGACAUUGUGAGAGAUAGAUUCGGUCCACGUGUACAAAACAGUUCUCAUUCACAAGUUCAGCUGCCGAAAAGCACUGGUGAGACCGUGGUGCACUUCAAUCGUCUGGUGCUCUGCGAAGUGACGGCAAACGUGAUGAGCAACUGCUUCAAGAUUCUUGGAAUUCGUGAAGUUCCCCGAAUGUGA
This is a messenger RNA of Cooperia oncophora, 192 nucleotides long. The record is from the annotation of a GenBank genome assembly. Lineage: Eukaryota; Metazoa; Nematoda; Chromadorea; Rhabditida; Trichostrongylidae.